This is a messenger RNA of Eublepharis macularius, 5806 nucleotides long. It is a transcript of the gene MYO16, whose product is annotated as myosin XVI. The transcript is spliced from 36 exons. Gene Ontology annotation, cellular component: perinuclear region of cytoplasm; myosin complex; nucleoplasm. Gene Ontology annotation, biological process: negative regulation of G1/S transition of mitotic cell cycle; phosphatidylinositol 3-kinase/protein kinase B signal transduction; neuron projection morphogenesis. Bases 35 to 5806 code for a protein of 1923 amino acids. Gene Ontology annotation, molecular function: actin filament binding; ATP binding; protein phosphatase binding. Lineage: Eukaryota; Metazoa; Chordata; Lepidosauria; Squamata; Eublepharidae. The record is from RefSeq and is a predicted model, not a curated record.
AACUAGUAACCAGACAUCAGCCUAAGAUGAAAGAAUGUCUCAUUAUCAUUUUAUCAAAUGCUGCUGUUUCCAGCUAUGUAACGUUUUUCGAUCCCAUGACAUGGAAAUUGACCAGUGCUUGCUGGAAUCUCUCCCUCUUGGCCAGCGGCAGCGGUUGGUGAAGCGUAUGCGGUGUGAUCAAAUAAAAGCGUACUAUGAGUGGGAAAAGGCUUUUCUGAAGCAGGAAGGCUACGCCAAGAAAUCUAAACGUAGAAGGAAGCACAGAGUUCAUUUCAGCCCCUCGGACAUGAUCCAGGAUGCUGUUGUAUGCCAUGAUGAUAAAGAAGUUCUGCAGUUACUGAAAGAUGGUGUUGAUCCUCACGUAAUGAAUUCGUCAGGAAGUUCUUUACUUCAUCUGUGUGCCCGUUAUGACAAUAUAUUCGCAGCAGAAAUACUGAUCGAAAGAGGAGUUAAUGUCAAUCAUCAAGAUGAGGAUUUUUGGACACCGCUGCAUGUGGCUUGUGCAUGUGAUAACCCUGACGUUGUUCUGCUCUUGUUGUUGGCUGGUGCUAACGUGCUGCUGCAAGAUGUGAAUGGCAACAUCGCCCUUGACUAUGCAAUGGAAGGGACCGAGUCCAGUUGUAUCCUUCUGGCAUACCUGGAGGAAAAUGGUGUGGAACAAAAUUCGCUGUGCCAGAUGAAAAUUCAGAAAUCUACAUCAAUGCUUACAGAUGUCAGACAUCUUUUAUCAAGUGGAGGGACUGUGAAUCAGAAGAAUGACGAAGGAAUCACAUUGUUGCAUAUCGCUUGUGCAAAUGGAUACAAGGAUGUUGCGUCGCUCGUUCUGGAUCAUGGUGCCAAUGUCAACGUUGUGGAUAAUCAGUAUUGGACACCUCUGCAUUUGGCAGCAAAAUAUGGGCAGGCAAAUAUUGUGAAACUCCUCCUGACACAUCGGGCGAACCCCAGUCUGCUCAACUGUAAUGAUGAAAAGCCUUCCGAUGUUGCUGCCUCAGAGUUUAUUGAAGAGAUGUUGCUGGAUGUGGAAAGUGUCUGGCAAGAAAAGACUAAGGAUUCCCUUGCUGCUUUACAGCAGGAAGGACCAUAUGAAGAGAUCAUCCAUCAACUGCCAACACUCUCAAAUAAGCUCAACCCUUUGGCUUUGCCAAUUGCCAAACAAGACAGUUUGCUGGAAAGAGACACCAUGUUCAAAGACGUAGCUAAAGGUUCAUGGAAGCAGCAGCAACAAGACAACGCAUCCAAAAGCGUCACGGUGAACAGUGCAAUGAAAAUUGAACAGGUGAAGUUAAUGCCUCCGGCGCCAAAUGAUGACCUGGCUACUCUGAGCGAGCUGACAGACAGCAGUUUACUAUACGAAAUUCAGAAGCGCUUCAGUAACAAUCAGAUAUAUACCUACAUUGGAGAUAUACUGCUGCUUGUUAACCCAUUUAAAGAACUUCCCAUUUAUUCCCCAAUGGUCACCCAACUUUAUCUCAGCAACUCGGGGAGAAUCAGCUCCUCUCUUCCACCACACAUAUUUGCCUGUGCUGAAAGGGCCUUUCACCUACUCUUCCAAGAGAGGCGCCCGCAAUGCUUUAUCCUCAGUGGAGAAAGUGGUUCUGGCAAGACUGAAGCCUGCAAGCAAAUAGUAAGACACUUAACAUGUCGCUCCCAUUCUAGCCAGGAGAUAUUUGAGUCAAAGAUACAACAUGUAAACUGUAUUUUGGAGGCUUUUGGACAUGCCAAAUCAACCCUCAACGAUUUAUCAAGCUGCUUUAUAAGAUACUUCGAAAUACAAUUCUGCAUGAAGAAAAAAACAUUAAUGGGAGCCAGGAUUUAUUCAUAUAUGCUGGAGAAGUCUCGGGCUGUCAAGCAACCUCCCAGACAGAGCAAUUUUCUUGUCUUUUACUUGUUGAUGGAUGGCUUGUCCGCUGAGGAGAAGUACGGCCUGCGCCUGAGUAAUUUAUCUGCACAUAGAUAUCUGAACCAGACUGUGCUAGAAGAAAGCCCGUCAAUGGCAGCCACCCAAAACAGAGAGAAAUUCAUUGCCCUAAAACAAGCUUUGAGUGCCUUGGGAUUCAAUAAUCGAGAGGUGGAGAAUCUGUUUGUAAUUCUCUCAGCAAUUCUGCAUCUUGGAGACAUUCGGUUUACAACGUUGACAGAUGCUGAGACAGCAUUGGUGUCAGACCUGAAGCUACUGGAACAAGUCGCAGAAAUGCUGCAGGUCUCCCCAGAUGACCUCGCCUCAGCCUUAACCACAGAUGCACAAUAUUUUAAAGGCGACAUGAUAAUGAGGCGACACACGAUUGAGAUUGCCGAGUUCUACCGAGAUCUUCUGGCAAAGUCACUUUAUAGCCGUCUGUUUAGUUUUCUAGUAAAUACCAUCAACUUCUACCUCCAGAACCAAGAGGGGCACUGCAGUGACCAGGUGCUUCCAAUUGGAAUAUUGGAUAUCUUUGGUUUUCAAGAAUUCCCCGAGAACAAUUUUGAACAGCUGUGUGUCAACAUGACGAAUGAGAAACUUCACCAAUAUAUCCAUGAAGUGCUUUUCCUGCAGGAGCAAGCAGAUUGUAAACAAGAAGGGGUUACUAUGGAAACAGCAUAUGCUCCUACUAACAAUGCAGAGGUCCUGGAUUUCUUCCUUCAGAAACCUUCUGGGUUUUUGUCGAUGCUAGAUGAAGAGAGCCAGUCUGCCUGGUCAGGAGAAAAGAGUCUUUUGAAACGCCUCCAGUCCUACCUGGACACCUCCAGUGCCAAAUCUGUUUAUUCCUCCACCAAAGAUGGCAAUGGCAACAUCACCUCUAAAGAUCAAGGCCCUGCGUUCACUGUGAUACAUUUUGCGGGGCGGGUAACUUACGACGUUAUUGGCGCUAUUAAUAAAAACAAAGAUUCUCUGUCUCGAAGCCUUCUCUUUGUCAUGAAAACGAGUGAAAACGUGGUCCUCCAUCAACUCUUCCAAUCCAAGCUGACCCAGACGGGAUCCCUGGUCUCACCAUAUCAUUCUUUUAAGAUGAAGGGCUCCAAAGCGGCCUUGUUCAAUAGUAAAAACUCAGGAGCGUUCACAAGUAGAGAAGCAAAGAAAUACACGGAAAUCAGUAAACUGCUAAGAAAAAAAGGGACUUCCACGUUUCUUCAGCGUCUGGAACGAGGAGACCCCACCACUGUGGCAAUGCAGCUUAGGAAAUCGCUCACAGAGAUUGUUGGAAAGCUUCAGAACUGUACUGCCCACACGGUUCAUUGCAUCAAACCCAACCAUUCCAAGUCACCUGAUACUUUUGAUCAUUUUUACGUGUCUGCUCAGCUGCAAUACAUCGGGGUCUUAGAGAUGGUAAAAAUCAUACGUCAUGGCUACCCAGUUCGCCUCUCCUUUGCAGACUUCUUAUUAAGAUACAAGGAUUUGACCAAUAUGAUGUUGGGAGAGAAGAAAAAGAUGUCUGCUGAGGAGAAGUGCCGUGCAGUUCUCCAGCAAAGUAAUUUACAAGGAUGGCAGGUAGGAACCAGAAAGGUGUUUCUAAAAUACUGGCAAGCCGAACAUCUCAACGAUUUGUCCUUUCAGCUGCAGAAGAAAAUUAUAACCUGUCAAAAAGUCCUAAGGGGAUUUCUCGCACGACAGCGCUUGUUGCACAAGAGGAACGUCAAGCAGCAAGAGGUCUCUUCUGUCAAAAGUUUCCUGAGAGAGAUAGAAGAUUUCAGUCUCAAAGCUUACGAUACUUUGGUCAUUCAGAACGCGUUUGACAUUGCUCGGGAAAAUGACAGGAUCCGCAAGCAAACGACUACUGCUUACCUUAAGGAAAAGUUUGAGGUUUACACCAAACAGGAAGAAGAAGGCUUCAGAAGAGCCAGAGAACAAUGUGAAAAGAUGCCCGAGGAAAGUUGUACUGGUUGUCGAGUCCCGAAGCAUCUGUCACCCAGCUGGGUGCCCGUCCCCUUGGCAGUGGAGGGUCUGGUCCAGUCUGUGGUUACAGCAUCUAUACGCUCCCCCUCGGUACACUCAGUGCUCAGCAUCGAUGACUACAGUGGCCUGCAGUCACCACGGAAACAGCCUCCUCCUAAACCAAAGAGGGACCCAAAUACACGGCUCAGUGCGUCAUAUGAAGCAGUCUGUGCUUGCUUGUCGGCAGCCAAUGAAGGUAAUAAUGACUCACUAAGCCGUCCACGGCCGCACAGCGAUGAUUAUAGCACAAUGAAGAAGAUUCCUCCCCGAAAGCCAAAACGAAGCCCUAACACAAAGCUGAGCAGUUCUUUUGAAGAAAUCUCUGCCCCCAGACCUGGGAGUAUGAAGCAUUUGAACACAGCAGUGAAACCAGGUGAAGGACAGGAUGUUUUGCUGAUACAACGGACCUCUUCGGUAGACGGGCCACAUCACAACAUGUUGAGUUUCUGCAUGUCACGGGAGGAGGAAUGCCUCGAGCCUGUUUACAUUGAAAUGGUGGGGAACGUGACAAGGAGCCGUUCUGAAGAAGCAGACUGCCCCGAUCCAGGAGAGAGCAUCUACGAAGAGAUGAAAUACAUUCUGCCAGAAGAAGGGGAUGACAGAAAAAGAUUGGCUCCGGGAGUUACUGGCUGUCCUCCUCGGCUGUUGGAGAGCAAAACAGCAAUUUCAGCUGAACAACUUGAUGCAAAUGGCCAAGUGGCCUUCAGUCAGAAAGACUUCGGUGACAUUCCAGCACCUUUCCCCAAUUUACUCACUCACAGGCCCCCUCUCCUUAUAUUUCCUCCAACCCCUGUCACCUGCUCACCUGCUUCUGAUGAAUCACCCCUGACACCUCUGGAGGUGAAAAAACUCCCUGUCUUAGGAACAAACCUAAAGUAUCCUACGCAGUCCGAAGGCACAAGCCCCCUUUCGCCACAGUACUCUAAAAGCCAGAAGGGGGAGACUGAAAGGCCCCCCUCCCCUGGGUUAGCAGUAUUUAAUAUUUCAAGUAAAGUGACACCGCCUUCCACACCCCUUUCUCCUACUCCUCCGCCUCUCCCCGCUUGCUCGCCAUCUUCUGUGUCCUACCAGCCUUCCCCAGAUGUGACUUCUCUCCGAGAGACUUAUGCAACAUUGGCUAAUCCAGGGAAAAAGGGAACAAACUUGGAUAUGACAACAAUACCUCAAAGACCAAAUCCUGUCCCAGCUGGAAGUAACCCUUCCUCGGUCUCCAAGUUGCCUUACUUUCCAGUAAAGGUGCCAAGAGUAGAGCUGAAGAAACCAAAUGCCAAUUCGUCCUCUCCCCACCUGCACAGCCCCACAAACGCGAGGCCCUUUCUCAGCCCACUUGAUGAGCUGACUCUCUUAUUCAGCUCAGGACGGAGCGUGCUUCGGAAGACCGCUGCGGGGAGAAAGAUUAGAGACCUUGAAAGUAAUGAAGCCAAUCUGAAUGAGACAAGCAGGGAAGGCUCCAUCCCGGUGGAAAACGUAUCAGGAACCCGAGAUACAAAUGCAAACCACCCUGGAACCUCAGCGACUGAUCCACUGUCUGUCUCGGUAGCUGCGGAAAAUGGAAAUUCAGUCUUGAAUGGCUUACCGGAAGAAAACAAGUAUUCGAGGCUGGCAAGCGACAGUGAAACGAGCUCAUCAAUGCAAGUGCACAGAGAGAGUCACACCACUCAGGUUAUCCAUCAGCUCAGACUGUCAGAGAACGAGAGUGCUGCUCUACGGGAACUGCUAGACUGGCGCCGGAAGCUUUGCGAAGAACGAGAGGACUGGCAGGCCAUCCUGCACCAUACGAAGCAAAAUCUUGCGACUCCUCCCCCCUCCCCUUGCAAAAAGCCAAGCCUCUUGCAGAAGGCAGACGAGACGUCGUGCAACCAGCUGUCUUCCGGGAUCUGGGACACCACAAUGUGA